Drosophila suzukii is the source of this 1130-nucleotide messenger RNA. It is a transcript of the gene Ctu1, whose product is annotated as Cytosolic thiouridylase subunit 1. NCBI's taxonomy places the organism in Eukaryota, Metazoa, Arthropoda, Insecta, Diptera, Drosophilidae. Gene Ontology annotation, molecular function: tRNA binding. Gene Ontology annotation, biological process: tRNA wobble position uridine thiolation. Gene Ontology annotation, cellular component: mitochondrion; cytosolic tRNA wobble base thiouridylase complex. The record is from RefSeq and is a predicted model, not a curated record.
GAUUUGUGAGAAUAGCUAGUGUUGGUCAAUGCUGAAAGGGCGCAACAGAUGGUUUGGCUCACAAUAAAUUGUGAAAUUUUAAUAUAAAAUGCCCAUAAACUGCAAGUCCCAGUGCGGGAAUCGCGCUACGUUAAAGCGCCCCAAAACCGGCGAUGCCCUGUGCAAGGAGUGCUUCUUUGCUGCUUUCGAGGCGGAGAUUCAUCACACAAUCUCUUCCAGCAACUUGUUCCGGCGUGGCGAGAAGGUGGCCGUGGCGGCCAGUGGAGGCAAGGACUCCACGGUCCUGGCUCAUGUCUUGAAACUGCUGAAUGAACGCCACGAUUAUGGCCUGGAACUGGUGCUUCUUUCCAUAGACGAGGGCAUUACUGGCUAUCGGGACGACAGCUUGGAGACUGUCAAGCAAAACCGCGAUGACUACCAGAUGCCCCUGAAAAUUCUGUCUUACGAGGAACUCUACGGCUGGACCAUGGACCGCAUUGUGGGCCAGAUCGGACGUUCCAACAACUGCACCUUUUGCGGGGUCUUUCGACGACAGGCCCUGGACCGAGGGGCCAAGCUGCUGGGCGUGGACAGCAUAGCCACGGGCCACAAUGCCGAUGACAUUGCGGAGACUGUUCUGAUGAACGUGCUCCGUGGGGACACAGCUCGCCUGCGGCGCUGCACGGACAUACGGACCGGCGGCGGCGAGGAUUCCAUUCCCCGCGUGAAGCCCCUGAAGUACAGCUACGAGAAGGAGAUCGUGAUGUAUGCCCACUACAAGAAGCUCGUCUACUUCUCCACCGAGUGCGUGUUUGCCCCCAAUGCGUAUCGCGGCCAUGCCAGGGCCUUCCUCAAGGAUCUGGAGAAGGUGCGACCUUCGGUUAUUAUGGACAUUAUCUACUCCGGCGAACAGCUGCGGUUCAAGGACACCGUGAAGAAGCCAGUGCGCGGCAUUUGCACUCGAUGUGGCUUCGUCUCCUCGCAGCAGCCAUGCAAGGCAUGCGUUCUCCUCGAGGGUCUGAACAGAGGAUUGCCCAAGCUGGGCAUAGGCAAAAAGUCCAAGGGCGAGCGCAUGAUUGCCAAGCAGGACCAGGAACUAGCCCUUCGAGAGCGUGCAAAUUUAGUAAAAAACGAUUUUUAACAUUUCAAAA